AUGGAUUCUGAAGUCGCUGCUUUAGUUAUUGACAAUGGUUCUGGUAUGUGUAAAGCCGGUUUCGCCGGUGACGACGCUCCAAGAGCCGUCUUCCCAUCCAUUGUAGGGAGACCAAGACACCAAGGUAUCAUGGUCGGUAUGGGCCAGAAGGACUCCUACGUCGGUGACGAAGCUCAGUCCAAGAGAGGUAUCUUGACUCUACGUUACCCAAUUGAACACGGUAUCGUCACCAACUGGGACGACAUGGAAAAGAUCUGGCAUCACACCUUCUACAACGAACUGAGAGUCGCCCCAGAGGAACACCCUGUCUUGUUGACCGAAGCCCCAAUGAACCCAAAGUCCAACAGGGAGAAGAUGACCCAGAUCAUGUUCGAAACUUUCAACGUCCCAGCUUUCUACGUCUCCAUCCAGGCCGUUCUGUCGCUGUACUCGUCCGGUAGAACCACCGGUAUUGUGCUGGACUCCGGUGACGGUGUCACUCACGUCGUCCCAAUUUACGCCGGGUUCUCCUUGCCUCACGCCAUUUUGAGAAUCGACUUGGCCGGUAGAGAUUUGACCGACUACUUGAUGAAGAUCCUUUCCGAACGUGGUUACUCUUUCUCCACCACCGCCGAGAGAGAAAUCGUCCGUGACAUCAAGGAGAAGUUGUGUUACGUCGCCUUGGACUUCGAACAAGAGAUGCAAACCGCUGCUCAAUCUUCGUCAAUUGAAAAAUCAUACGAAUUGCCAGACGGUCAAGUCAUCACCAUCGGUAACGAAAGAUUCAGAGCCCCAGAGGCUUUGUUCCACCCAUCUGUCUUGGGUCUAGAAUCCUCCGGUAUCGACCAAACCACUUACAACUCCAUCAUGAAGUGUGAUGUCGAUGUCAGAAAGGAAUUGUACGGUAACAUCGUCAUGUCCGGUGGUACCACCAUGUUCCCAGGUAUCGCGGAAAGAAUGCAAAAGGAGAUCACCGCUUUGGCUCCUUCCUCCAUGAAGGUCAAGAUCAUCGCCCCACCAGAGAGAAAGUACUCCGUCUGGAUCGGUGGGUCCAUCUUAGCCUCGUUGACCACUUUCCAACAGAUGUGGAUCUCAAAGCAAGAAUACGACGAAAGUGGUCCUUCCAUCGUCCACCACAAGUGUUUCUAA
Huiozyma naganishii CBS 8797 is the source of this 1128-nucleotide messenger RNA. RefSeq names its product actin (gene ACT1). The record is from RefSeq and is a predicted model, not a curated record. The transcript is spliced from 2 exons. Lineage: Eukaryota; Fungi; Ascomycota; Saccharomycetes; Saccharomycetales; Saccharomycetaceae. The coding region runs from base 1 to 1128 and encodes 375 amino acids.